UUUCUUUGCCGUCAGAGACAUUAAAUCGGGGGAGGAGUUACGCUAUGAUUAUGGUGUGCCUGGUCUCCCAUGGCGACGAAAGAACUGGGAAAAAAAUGUCUGGUGACGCCAUUCAUCAAGGUGGAGGACACCUCAAACAAUUACAGGCCACUGUAUCAGAAAUUUGAUUCAUGGCCAGAUUUGAAUCAGAGGGACAGUCAGCCAUGUCGACCAGAAGAAAACGCGAACUUCACUGGGGACAAAGAAAAGCAUGUGCAGCGUCAAAACCACCAAGUCCGGUCAAUUCAAAUAAACGAGGACUUGACACUGAAUAGGUUUCUCGAAAAUUGCCGUUUGGAUUCUGCUGAAAACCUGGCAAAGGUUAGGCAGAAUUUUCAAGAUACAACUGCUGCUGAUCUUUUUAAGUUGGCAGAGGAUGAUCCAUUAGACAAACCCGGAGUACCUGAUGCGCCAACUGUCUCACAAUUCAUUAGGGACUCGGCCAUAGUGUCAUGGAAACCACCAGGAGAUGAUGGAGGCUCUCUAAUCGUUGGCUACAACGUUAAAUGUCUUCAACGCUGCCCGACCUCCAGCACCUGCUCGGCCAAAGUAAAUGAAACAAUCAUCAAAAAUCUGACUUUCAUAGAUGAAGACUUAGUUGAAGGCAUGGAGUACAUGUACUGCAUUGCAGCUGUGAACAAGGUGGGGGUCGGACCGUUCGGCCCACCUAGCAUUGCAAUCAAGGUUCCAUUUGUCGAUGAUGUGCCUGCAAUAGACACGGUGCUUGAUGAUGCUGCAGUAGUCAGUCCUAAGGAAAUUUUUCCUGGUUGCCUUGUUCAUCCAAGAAAAUCUCCUGAGAUAAUAUGUUCUGCACAACCUGCCACCAACCCUUUGGCUAACAAAAAUGCACAAGUGUCUCAGUCGAAUGAUUCGGAGCAACAUGUACCAUCACAGCCUAUUGCAAUCUCCGAGUUGGUCAGUGCUGUUGAAAAAAGCAACAACAUUUCUCCAGAACCUCCCUACGCCCUAGAGGCACCAACUGUGUCUGAUGUCUUCCAAACCACGGCACUUGAUGCUACUGUUAGUGUAGCAGUUCCCAACUGUCCAGCUGAUCUCAAAAAACCUUCGACUCUGCUGAAAGGUGAAAUGCUGUUACUGGCUGUGAUCGUCUGCGCUGCCAUGCUGUGUACCACCGGCGCAACUUCGGGCAUCGCUGUUGACGACGCCUGUUCGACCAACGCGUUUUGCAACUAUGAAGGAGACUCCCCAAUGGAUCACACGAAAUGUGACAGCUCUGUGUGUGUAUGUACGAGCUUGUAUUAUGGAGAGGCUGGCGAUACGACCUGUGUUCAAGCUUCACUCGGCGGUAGUUGUGCUGGCAAAACGGACGCUGCUGCGUUUUGUGCAACAAGUGACCCUGAUGCAGAGUGUGCCAGCGACGUCUGUGCCUGCAGUGCCGGAUUCUACGAAACUGAAAGUUUACUUGAUGGAACCACGCAUUGCUCUAAAGUCGCAGUCGGAACUCCAUGCGACUCCUCGGCUGGUGGUGAUGCUUUCUGUCGAACGGGCCUUCCUGCAGAUUCUGAAUGCAUCGUCAUAACGCAGACAUGUGAAUGUCCCAGUGGAAAGACCUAUGUACCGUCCCUCGAUCUCUGCCAUACUGAAAGUUUCCAUGCCACAUGCGCAACGUGCAGACAAACUGGCGGACAUUGUUAUGACAUUGAGGAUGACGAUUCCCCCACUGGAUGUGUCUGUCCUCCAUCUAAGGAUAGCAGUGGCGUGGCCCUAACUGUAGGAUGUGACCUUGGCAUCGCUCUGAUUGGCGACUAUUGCGAUCCAACUGGAACACCUGCAGUGGAUUGUGAAUUAGAAGACUCCAGUUGUCUUCACGCAGGCGCGCUAAAUGGUCGCUUCACCUGUCAAUGUGACCCUGGGUAUCACGCCAUAAGUUUAUUUGGAGACGAACGGAAAUGCUAUCGCUCAAUUGCCAAAGAAACUGAUCGUAACUGCAUGUGGUGCCAGUCACGCGGUGGCAUAUGUUAUGAUAUUGACGAUGAUGGCGUUCGUGAUGGGUGUAUGUGCCCAGCCACUAGGAGUACCUCAGAUCCCAAUGAUCCCAGCACUGAUUGUGACGUAAACCAUGUGACCGUUUCCUGUACUGCAAGUAGAAUGGACAUAUGCUACACUCCCCACGACACUACUCGCCUCCCUGGCAUGGCAACCAAACUAACCAAUGGGGAUGCGUACGUUUACAUCGAACGCCACCUUGGAGAAGAUCCUUGUCGAUUUGAAUACGAUGGAAGUAGUGACUGGUGUGUGAGCCUCGACCUUGCUUCCGACCAGACUGAUGCUUGUGAUACCCGUGUUACCUUUCCAACGAAUCGCCACAUCAGUUACAACAACUGGAUGGUCCUCCAAACUACUGCCAUCGGAAGGAGUAUGUCGGAUGAGAGCGUCCAUCUUUACUGUCAAUACGACAUUAUCUCGCAUGUGUUCACCGAAACCGGAACGGAAGUUGUCGGGUUUGCCUCUAUGGCGUCCGAGGGAGAUGAAGUGCACCCUGUCUUAACAAUGGAUGUUCAUGAUGAAUUCGGCCGGGACGCAACCGUGCAGGGCAUCAGACAAGGCCAGCCAACAAUGCUCAUCAUAGAGAUGACUGAAGACAAGAGCGUGUACCACUCCAUCAGGCCAGAAGUUUGCAUUGCCUCAAACCGACCAGAAUUGUCCAACCCGGCUACAUCGUCCAUUCUGCUGCUUUAUGAAGGUUGCCCAGUCGUGGACUCCUACCUUAACGCGAAGAACACGUUCUAUCCCGAUCCAGCUGAUGCAGAGGUAUCUAGAACUGGUUACUUCCCAAUGCUUCAAUUCGAGGAUACGCAAUUUGUGUUCUUUCACUGUGCCGUCGAGGUUUGCAGGAAUGACGAAGAUUGUGACCCGGUUGACUGUUCCGGUGGUGUUGAGAGAAGGAAAAGAGCCAUUGCAUCAUUGGAAGGCGACACUAUCCUGCAGCGUGAAGUCCGGGAACUGCAAUCUGGGUCGACUAGAUUGGAAGCUCUUUACACUGGACCUGUACAGAUUAUUGCAGAUUCGAACUCCAGAGGAAGUCUUUCCGUGAGAACUGAUAAAUCUGACUCUGCCCUUCCUCGCAAAUAUCUUCUUCUGAUCAGCAUUGGCGGAGGAGCCAUGAUUCUCGUGAUAGCUGUUGCCGCUGCAAUUUUAGUCACGAUGCGAUCACGCAGGCGGAGAGCCCCAAGGAAUGCAGUAUCAGUCCAGUGCCAGGAAACCAUGUAAAGUUCGUUCUUGCUCUUGACAUUUCUAGUUCAAAGUCGACGCCUACCGCAUUGCAAUAUGACUGCGUAGAAUGCCCCAUCCUUUGAAAAAAAUCGUGUCGUCAAUUUUUUUUGGUCUGGGCUUAUGCAAGGCAAGAAAAUUCAGAUAUCUCUAAUCUAAGAUCGAGGACGAUGUUUACUUAAAGAUUUAUAAUUUUGUUAAAAGGUUGUUUGCUCGGAUUCACCAUGUUAUAAAACUACCCAUCUAACAUGUUUUUAAUGACGUUGACAGUUAAGUUUACACUUGUGUACCGUUGAUAUGUGUAAUUACAUGUUAAAAGUUGUGUUUAGUUUAGUUCUGUUAAUGGUUCUGUGACUUGUCAAUUGGGCCAAAAAAACAAUUGAUCCCGCCACAGUUCAGAUUCGCAUUUAGUUCUGUUAAUUUGUAAUGUGUUGUAUGUGUGUUAUACCGAUUUCAUGUAUUUUUAACGGUUUUUGAACACUUCUGAUUAUUCCGGUGUUUUACGACACUUAAUCUUUGCUGGUUAAAUAAAAGCUACGAAACCGA
Lineus longissimus is the source of this 3816-nucleotide messenger RNA. RefSeq lists its product as uncharacterized. The transcript has 20 exons. NCBI's taxonomy places the organism in Eukaryota, Metazoa, Nemertea, Pilidiophora, Heteronemertea, Lineidae. The record is from RefSeq and is a predicted model, not a curated record. Gene Ontology annotation, molecular function: protein binding. Bases 70 to 3270 code for a protein of 1066 amino acids.